Paramacrobiotus metropolitanus is the source of this 4377-nucleotide messenger RNA. Its product is annotated as mucin-17-like. NCBI's taxonomy places the organism in Eukaryota, Metazoa, Tardigrada, Eutardigrada, Parachela, Macrobiotidae. The record is from RefSeq and is a predicted model, not a curated record. Bases 373 to 3762 code for a protein of 1129 amino acids. The transcript has 17 exons.
CCAUCAUGAUGCGCAAGAGUUGCUUCUUGAUAGCCGCUAUGUGACUCAAGUCAGUAUUCAGUGUAAUUUUAUGGCAUUAUAACGGAAUCAGUCAGUCGGCGUUUCAUAACUUACGGUUAAUAUAAGAAAAACGAUGCUGCUUUCUGGUCGCUACUCUUCUUACUCCGUCAUAACCGGUUGUUUUGUACUGCUGAACUUCACCUAAUUUUUACGGAGUCAGACGAGAAGUCGUCGCUGCAUAUUGCUCGCCGGUUGCAGCUCUUUUGAAGUAUUAAUCGCAGUAAAUUAUUGAAUGGUGUAAUCUGUUUCAAUAAUUCUCCGGAUUAUCGAUGCGCUUACGGAUGAAAGUGUAGCAUCGCAUUUCCUUGGACAAUGGGUGUUGUGCUACACUUGGGAUUACUUGCGCUGGUUUUGACUCCGUUUGUAGCCGGUCAGGAUUGCGGACUUCCGGCAGCACCGGCACACGCGACCACACAAUUUGAUGUUUAUCCAAUCAGGCCGAAAACCGUUGCGACGUACGCUUGCGAUCCAGGAUUUAUUCUGUUGGGAAAAGAUUCGCGCACAUGCAGUAUUAAUGGAACAUGGACUGGCUUCCCUCCGUUGUGUGUAACGGAUAUCGCACUGGGGAAACCAACCAAAUCCUCGUCGCAACAGGGCCGUAUUGGAUCAUCAGUGGCUGUUAACGGCGACUCAUUUGGCAUAAAUUCCGAAGACAAUUGCCAUUCGACGCAGGCGGAAAUUGCACCCUGGUGGAGUGUCAACCUGCUCGAUUCGUACAUUAUUCACUCGGUCCGAGUGGUAAUUGGUCGUUCCUGCUGCGCUGAUGGACCGGUAUACAUUGAAGUCCGUGUGGGCAACGAUCGUGAUAUCUCGCGGAAUGCAUUGUGCGGACGAUACAGCGGCAUUGUUGAGGAAGGCUCCGUGCUCGAUGUCCGCUGCUACCGUCCACUCCGCGGCAUCUUUCUCAGUGUACACCAGAUGCGGGAUGUGCCCAACGUGUUAUCCUUGUGCAAAGUUCAAGCUUUCUCCGAUCAAGCAAUCACCACUCUGCAGUGUCCUAUUGCUGAAGAGAAAGUUGAUAGCGGCGAUAUUUUCACAUAUUCCGAUUACUGCUAUCAUUUUUUCAACUCGAAACCCGACACCUGGGAUAAUGCUCAGACGUACUGUAUGCGCCGCGGCGGCAAUUUAUUAUGGGGCACCAGCCCCGCCUUCCAGGCAUUUGUCAGCUGGGCCAUGGCACAUCGGUACAACCAGUUCUCCUCGGACAAUCCCAAUUACUGGCUGGGUGCCAUGCGCAGUUCCUGGACUAACGGCGAGUGGAUGUGGGUCAAAGGAAACGCGACGGUUAAUCCAAUUCGCGCCUUCUGGUCUUCACGCGAUCCGCCGAGUGAAUUUGAUGGCCAGACCAGUUGCGUGAUGUUCGAUGCUAAUUCGGGGUGGUUAUGGCGUGAAACCAGCUGUAAUCGACACUUAAAUUGGGUCUGUGAAUUCGCCCCACGCUCAUGCGGUAAUCCUGGUGUCAAUGCCAACUCCACCGUGCAGUACUCAUCGACGGAUGUCGGAAGUGUGUCCGUUUACGGCUGUACGGGUGGACUAUUUCUGCGCGGUCCCGGAUUGAGGCGGUGUCAACCCAGUGGAAAAUGGAGCGACCAACCACCUGUUUGCACCGACGAAGGUUGCGGUCCACCUCCGACUGUCGAAAAUGGCGACGUAGCGUACAACAGCACCAGUGUGGGAUCAGCCGCCCAGUAUACAUGCCUGAAUCGUUUUAAACCAGUGGGGAAGACGCGAAGCCUGUGUAACGCUGAUGGAAUGUGGACAGGGGAGCCUCCGCAGUGUGUUCCUGUGGAUUGUGGGCCACCUCCCGGCAUUCCACAUGGAACCGGCGUGUUAUUGGAUUUAAGCAGCCACCAAGGAUCCCGACUAGAGUACAAAUGCCAAUCUGGUUUCAGAAUUGUUGGUGAUACGAUGUUAGUGUGCACGGUAAACGAAGUAUGGGAAGGAGCGUUUCCAUUGUGUCAGCCCGAUAAUGGAGAUGUGGAUGAAGUUCCUGUGGUUGUGGGUAAUCGUUCAGGUACAACAACUACGGCUACCACGCCAACUACCACAGAGGUCACUACAUCACCAAGUACAUCGACUACCAGCACAUUACCAUCCACGACAAGAACUACAAGACAACCGACUACUACUUCAACAUCUACGACGACUACUCCAACGACGACCACGAGCACCACUACCACCACGACAACGACAACUACCACGCCGACCACAACCACGUCGACCACCACAACGACACCAACCACUACCACAAAAACCACGACUCCAACAACUACGACAACAACAACGACCCCUACAACGACGACCACCACAACGACACCGACAACAACCACCACCACGACCACCACUACGUCGACGACGACACCCACAACUACAACCACAACACCAACGACCACACCGAGCACAACGACUACAACAACCACUACGACACCCACCACGACCACCACCGAGGAGGCCACCACCACGUCGUUCUUGUUGGUGCCAGGUUUCAUUCCGUCCCUAUGGCAGCAGUCAAACCGAACCAGCAGCUCCCUGGACCAGGGCUACGAUCGACCGGAAGAUGGAGAAAGCAAUUCCAUCAACUCAAAAAUUGCCAUAAUUAUGACUAACGAUACGUCAUCCGAUGAAAAAACUGGAAGCGCUGGCGGUAUGGAUUGGACAGCGAAGGUCACUACGGGUGCUCCUGAAUUAACUACAAAUUCGACAUUAGUAGUGGAGUUGACUACGUCCACUACAACUGUAACAUCUACGCAUCCUCCUGUGAAUACCACCGUGCAUUUGAACUCCGCGGAUCGCGCCGCACUGGAAUUCUUAGCCAACCAGUUUGCCAUUUUCACACCGGCACCCACCCAAAAUGCCUCUCAUAUACCGGUACAGAAAGGUCAUUUCGAAGCGCAUAAUGCCAUGAUGAGGGACGACGCCAGUGGGAACUGGGAUCAGACUGUCGCUACAACGACCAAGGAGAUUCACCUGACGAAAAUGCCAUCGCCACCGGUUCUUCUGUUUAAUGUGGCGGUCGAUCGGCCUGCCGACCUUUUACCGGCUUUGGACGAAAACAGCGGCGAUAGCCAUGGCCGAAACGUAAAUCGCAGUACCGUGGAAACAGCGACAGAGAUUGUCACAACAAAAAUGGCCGAAACUGGAACCAUGGGCGGCUGGAUCGCUCUGGGUGUCAUUCUGGGACUUCUCUUGUUGCUCCUGCUAAUUAUCCUAAUUGUGUGCCUUAUGAGACGAAGGCGCCGCGAAGCCGCUCGCAUCGCUGUCAGCAGUACACACAUCAUUUCCGCUGCCCAGUAUGACACAGAACGGGAGAGUGGGGCAGCUAACGCCUUCAGCCAUCGCUACCGUAAAGCCUGGGAUAAUCUGCAGUUGCAGGUAACGGAAGCCGGUCCAGCCGCAGCGGUGGGCGGUGGGGGUAAGGACACACCAAUUAGCCAGUCCACCUUUAAAUCUACCGGACCACGGCUCAAGGAUGACCAUCAUAAUAAGGCAUCGGCGGAAAUCGUGAUUAGUCCCUCUCGUGCCGGCACGGUUAAGUCCAUGGGAUCGGUCGGUGGGAUUAGCGAAGCGUUUAAUGAAGCGGAUGAAAUUCUUGUUGAUCAGGACACAACGAUGGCCAAUGGCCAGCUACAGUUUGAGCAUGGUAGCUCACCAGAUGCUGCCAGUUUUCCAUUACAUAGUAUCCCUCGUGCCACUCUGCCAUAGAAAUUGACUACUAAUGGCCGCGUAUAAUGCCGCUUCCUACCAAUGCAUGUUGCCUAAUUUAUUUGUGAUUAGCAUCCUGUCUGACCGGAAAAUUACUGUACCAACUGACCCAAAGAAGGCUCCUCGUAAUCAAGAGAAAGAGAGAGCGAAUUUUAGCCUGACCAACCACCGCGAUAAUUGAGCUGUUUUGCGUGCUUAAAUCUCCCAUUACUUGUCUUACUAUUCUGUCGAUGUAAUUUAUUUUUAGAAGGCGAAUUUUACAUGUUAAAAUUGCAAACACUAGUAGGCCCAUUCUGGGCACACGGCCGUACUGAUUUUUGCAAUUUUGCAUUAUGUGUUAAUAAUAAUAUCGUACCAAGUGUUUAUAUGCCUCAUUGCGCGUUCUUUGCGGGGUUUUCUCUGUGGUUUUUCAAAUCAUUGUUAUAGUGUUUGCUUUUGUUGGAUAGUGAUGAUUUAAUGCUGUGCAUUGGAGCGCGUCACUGGCUGCUUUUAUCAAGAGAGAGAAAAAAUUGGUUUAAUGUGUUCGGAUCCGGACAGAAAGUUUACCCUUCGUUGCACGCCAACGCUGAUGUUUUUGAUGGAAAUCACGGCCACCAUUACGUCUCUGUACGAUGC